AUGCAGGCUCAGGAAGUCCUGAGGCAGCUGCGGCUUCCAGAGCUGGACGACUUACGCCAGUACAUACGUGGACUUCCCACCAACACACUGUUGGGCAUGGGCGCCAUCGCUGCAUUCACAACCUACUGGCUCACCACUAGGCCACGAGCCCUGGAACCAGCGUGUGACCUCACCAUGCAGUCCGUGGAAAUGCUAGUAUGUAUUGAUUGCAGUCAGGUGUGGCUUGUUUUAGCAGAAGCCUCAUUGGUUCAACUUUCUGCAAUUUUUGCCUAUCAGGGUGAAGAAGCUGCAAGAAGAUCGGUGCUCAACAAGAGUGAUGAAUAUCUGACGUGCUACCACAGCGAUGCAAAAACAAUAUAUGAGGGCUUUCUACGAGGUCUCAGAGUGUCAAAUAAUGGACCGUGUUUAGGAGCGAGGAAACCAAACCAGCCUUACGAAUGGCAGUCUUACAGAGAGGUUGCAGACCGGGCCGAGAACAUCGGCUCUGCCCUGCUUCACAAGGGUCACUCGCAAUCAGGAGACAAAUUCAUUGGAAUCUUUGCCCAAAACAGACCUGAGUGGACAAUUUCUGAACUGGCCUGCUACACAUACUCUCUCGUAGCCGUUCCGCUGUACGACACACUCGGUGCAGAGGCCAUCAGCUUUAUCAUCGAUAAAGCCACCAUCAGUACAGUGAUCUGCGACGUCCCGCAAAAAGCCCAGAUGAUUCUCGACUGUUUUGACAAGAAACCGCGAAGGGUGAAGACUAUUGUGUUGAUGGAGCCUUUUGACGGCGAGCUGGUGGCUCGAGGACAGACAUGCGGCGUCCAGGUUCUAAGUCUGAAGGAGUUUGAGGACUUGGGUAAAGCCAACUACCAUGACCCCAUGCCACCGAAACCUGAGGACAUUGCACUUAUCUGCUUUACAUCUGGAACUACUGGAAACCCUAAGGGUGCAAUUCUCACUCAUGGAAAUGUCAUCUCAAACACUGCAGCUUUUCUUAAAAUAACAGAGAGUGCAGUGAAGACCACUCCCAAAGAUGUGCACAUCUCCUUCCUCCCUUUGGCCCAUAUGUUAGAAAGAGUAGUUCAGGGUGUCAUCCUCAUCCAAGGUGCUCGUAUCGGAUUCUUUCAAGGCGACAUUCGGCUCUUGAUGGACGACCUGAAAGAAUUGCAGCCGACAUUCUUCCCUGUGGUGCCCCGUCUCCUCAAUCGCAUGUUUGAUAAGAUAUUUAGCCAAGCCAACACGCCACUAAAAAGAUGGAUGCUUGAUUUGGCUUUCCGGAGGAAGCUGUCCGAUCUGAAUAGCGGUGUGGUGAGGAGAGACAGUAUAUGGGAUAAGAUCAUCUUCAGAAAAGUGCAGGCGAGCCUUGGUGGACGUGUGCGUCUGAUGCUUACAGGAGCUGCCCCCGUUUCGCCCACCGUGCUCACUUUCCUACGAGUUGCGCUGGGGUGCCAGUUUUACGAAGGCUACGGCCAGACUGAAUGCACAGCCGGAUGCGCCAUGUCGAUGCCUGGCGACUGGACAGCAGGACAUGUCGGACCUCCUCUGCCUUGUAACGCUAUCAAACUGGUGGAUGUGGCGGACAUGAACUACCUGGCAGCCAACAACGAAGGAGAGGUUUGUGUCAAAGGACCAAAUGUCUUCCUGGGAUAUCUGGGAGACCCUGAGAAAACGGCGGAGGCCAUUGAUGAAGACGGAUGGCUACACACGGGGGACAUUGGGAAAUGGCUUCCAAAUGGCACUCUGAAGAUCAUUGACAGGAAGAAACACAUCUUCAAGCUGGCGCAAGGAGAAUACAUUGCCCCGGAGAAAAUUGAGAACAUUUACACUCGCAGUGACUCGGUGGCGCAGAUAUUUGUGCACGGGGACAGUUUACAGGCAUGUUUGGUGGCAGUUGUGGUGCCUGAUCCCGACUCUUUACCCAACUGGAUCAAGAGACGAGGCAUUGAUGGCUCCUACUUGGACUUGUGUAAAAACAAUGAUGUUAAGAAUGCAAUUUUGGAAGAUAUCCAGAAGCUGGGCAAAGAAGCUGGACUCAAAUCUUUUGAACAGGUGAGAGACAUUGCAUUACAUCCAGAGAUGUUCUCCGUGCAGAACGGUCUGCUGACACCAACGCUCAAGGCUAAGAGGGCAGAACUUCGGAGUCACUUUAGAUCGCAGAUAGAUGAACUUUAUGCCGGAGUUAAGGUCUAA
Molecule: messenger RNA, 2175 nt
Organism: Nerophis lumbriciformis (worm pipefish)
Lineage: Eukaryota; Metazoa; Chordata; Actinopteri; Syngnathiformes; Syngnathidae
Source: RefSeq, a predicted model, not a curated record